UCCCUCGGUGACCGGAAGGGGCGGGGCGAGUGCUUCAGACGGCGUCUCUUUGCCCUUCAAGAUGGCGUCGUCCUCGGGGCACGAAUAUCGCCCGGCGCCGUUGGCCUCGUUGCCGCCGCAGCUGGACCCGGCCCAGUACGACGUCUCGCCGGAACAGCGCCGCGCCGAGGCCGAGCGCCUGGCCCUCCGCGCCCGCCUGAAGCGCCACUACCUCCUCCAGCUCAACGACCCCCGCCGGACCCAGCUGAUCGAUGACCCUGCCAUGACUCGCUGGACUUAUGCCCGAACACACAAUAUCUAUCCCAAUUUCCGUCCCACACCCAAAACUUCCCUGAUGGGUGCUCUUUUUGGUUUAGGACCCAUUUUUUUCUGGUGGUAUGUCAUCAAAAAGGAAAGGGAUUAUAAAGAGAAGCUCAUACAGGAAGGCAAGUAUGAGCGACCAUUUCGUAUUGCCUAUUAAGCCCCAACAACUGUGUGGCGAAAAUGCUGCUGCUCUGCUUACUCUCUCUAAGAACUGUUCUUCUUUCAAAAUAAAUCUUAUUGAUUUGAAA
This is a messenger RNA of Sceloporus undulatus (fence lizard), 551 nucleotides long. RefSeq names its product NADH:ubiquinone oxidoreductase subunit B4 (gene NDUFB4). The record is from RefSeq and is a predicted model, not a curated record. The coding region runs from base 62 to 460 and encodes 132 amino acids. The transcript has 3 exons. NCBI's taxonomy places the organism in Eukaryota, Metazoa, Chordata, Lepidosauria, Squamata, Phrynosomatidae. Gene Ontology annotation, cellular component: mitochondrion.